Messenger RNA from Coccinella septempunctata (seven-spotted ladybird), 1580 nucleotides. It is a transcript of the gene MRG15, whose product is annotated as mortality factor 4-like protein 1. Gene Ontology annotation, cellular component: NuA4 histone acetyltransferase complex; nucleus. Bases 217 to 1194 code for a protein of 325 amino acids. Gene Ontology annotation, biological process: chromatin organization; regulation of DNA-templated transcription. The transcript has a single exon. NCBI's taxonomy places the organism in Eukaryota, Metazoa, Arthropoda, Insecta, Coleoptera, Coccinellidae. The record is from RefSeq and is a predicted model, not a curated record.
UCAAUGUGUGUAUUUCAAUCAUAGACGAUAUAUUUUUAUCGAUAUAUAGAUGUAAUAUCCCAUCCCUAAAUAUCUGUCACCCAAGAUUGUUUGAUAUUUACGUAUGAUUUUCACAACAGUGAAUUAAUGAAAAGAAAUUGUGUUUUUGUGAAAAAGUUCAUUUAGGAAUAUUAAGAUAUAUACCAAACUAAUAUAACAAAACACGAAGUGUGUAAUAUGCCUCCUAAACUAAAAUUUUCUGAGGGUGAAAGAGUGCUUUGCUUUCAUGGUCCCCUCAUUUAUGAAGCAAAAUGUUUGAAAUCCACAAUUACUAAAGAUAAACAAGUGAAAUACUUCAUACAUUAUGCCGGAUGGAACAAGAAUUGGGAUGAGUGGGUUCCAGAGAGUAGAGUAUUGAAAUAUAAUGAAGCUAAUGUGUCACGUCAGAAAGAAGUUCAGAAAGCACAUGCAGCACAGCCUAACAAGACGAAGAAAACUAAAAAACAAAAAACGGAAUUAUCAAAGGAAGGGGACUCGAGAGCUAGUACACCAAAUAACGAGGUAUCUACUAAAGGAGGAAAAACAAAAUUCAACACAGGUCCCUCGAAUAGUGGACAAGAUUCCAACUCAGAUGCCCCGAAAAAGAAAAGAGGAAGACCAGAUUCUACAGUCGAGUCAGAAGAACAAUUUCUGAGUAAAGUUGAAAUCAAAAUUAAAAUCCCAGAUGAGUUGAAACCUUGGUUAGUCGAUGACUGGGAUGCCAUUACAAGACUGAAGAAACUGGUUCAACUUCCAGCAAAAGUAACUGUAAACCAAAUCCUUGAAAAUUAUCUAACAUUCAAAAAAAGUUCAAAAACUAAUAAUGUCAGUAAAGAGUCUGCUUGUCUUGAAAUUGUUAAAGGUAUUAAAGAGUACUUUAAUGUUAUGUUAGGAACACAACUGUUGUACAAAUUUGAAAGACCACAAUAUGCUGAAAUUUUGCAAAAUCAUCCUAAAAAGCCUGUGUCUGAAAUUUAUGGGGCUGAACAUUUAUUACGACUGUUUGUCAAGUUAGGAGCUAUGUUAGCUUACACGCCAUUAGAUGAAAAAAGUAUCCAAUUACUUCUAGCAAGCAUUCAGGAUUUUUUGAAAUACCUUAUUAAGAAUAGUGCCCAACUUUUUAGUAUGCAACACUUUGUAAAUGCAACGCCAGAAUAUCACAGAAAAGCACUGUAAUAUUGUUCCAUUUUAAUAUACAAGUUAAAUUAUGUGAGUGUCAUCAUAGUGGAUUGAGAGAUAUUACAAUAGUAACUGCAAUUGUUUAAUAUGUAUUUGGAAAAAAAUGCAUAAGUUUGUGAUUUUAUCAUUAUUCAAUUGAUAUUUAUUAUGUAGAAUAAUAAUUGUUUUUCUAAUAGAGCUGAGGUAAAUAAGGAACCUCACAAUGUUAUCACUGAAUAUUUUGGUCCUCGUAUCACUAUGUUGAUAAAAAUAUUUUCAGAAGUUGACAAUUUCAUUGUAUUGUUUUAAUUUUUUUAUUCGAUAAUUGAAGGUAGUUAUUAUGUAUUAUAUCACCAAAAUAAUAGUUAGUUGUAUAAUAAAUCAUAAUAUGAUUGAUAUUUAAA